AUGAUGCGCCGGCACACACAGUUCCAGACCGGUCACAAACCUCACGGCCACCAUGGCUUUAAACUAGACGAGACCCAUGUCACAGGCCCAGUACCCUUUCUAAAUCCCACCUCGGCACGCUACGAACCAACCCAGCACCCAGAAGACACUCGUGCUCCCCCACAAGUUGAGCGUCUAUGGCGAUCCCGCGACAACAGAAAAGGCCGACAUGCCAUUCGCAUCGAUACGAAGACCUUGCCCCAUGAAACGGGGCUUAUAGUACCACCAGUGACGCAGUCCAUCCCAGCAAUAGCUAAGAUCUUUCUCCGGAUGGCGACCUACGCCCCUUAUUGGGAUGUAUCAUAUCUAGUCGCCAUGAACUUCACUAUCGGGUCCGCAAUCUUCAUCGCCAAUGGGUUCUUCGUAUGGUUACCGCUGGUAGACAAAAAGACCGAGUUUCACGGUGAAAUUACCGUUGCCGGUGGUUGGACGGGGUUCGUCGGCGCGACCAUCUUUGAGCUUGGGGGUGUUUUACUGGUUCUUGAAGCUUUUAAUACCAAUCAUACUGGAUGUUUUGGCUGGGCUCUUGAGACUGUCCUCGAGAAGACUAUCGAGGAUGGGGUUCCUCAAUAUGCGAUGAACGAGAUCAGGCCGACGGCUUCAAGGUGCGAGCAUCAUCACGCGAAUCGGAAAUCAUUUCUCGGGGAGAAGCACUAUCAUGUCAAUGACAAUGCCCACUCUCAGAGAGAUGACUCUGGCUACGUUACUUCAUCGACAGAUGGGAGGUCGUUCCGAUGGAUUCCGUCGACGUCGGAAUUACGCAGGCAUUAUUUUCAUGAAAUUGGCUUUAUAGCUUCUUUUAUCUUAUUUGUGAGCGCGACGAUCUUCUGGAUUGGUGCAAUUGUUGGUAUUCCUGGUAUCUUUAAACACAUGAGUCAGGGACUGACUGAUGGCCUCUACUGGGGUACUACCACUCUUGGUGGGGUGGGAUUCACUCUGAGUUCAUUACUUUACAUGCUUGAGACGCAGUCAAAGUGGUAUAUUCCUUCUUGGCAUGUUCUGGGCUGGCAUAUUGGCCUCUGGAAUUUAAUUGGCAGUGUUGGAUUUACUCUUUGUGGUGCGCUGGGCCCGGCGAGUAGUAACUCUGGCGUGAAUUAUCAGUCGUCACUCGCUACAUUUUGGGGCUCAGUGGCUUUCAUGAUAGGAUCUAUGAUCCAGUGGUAUGAGAGUUUGCAGAAGCAUCCUGUUGAGAAGAAGUGA
Penicillium hordei is the source of this 1239-nucleotide messenger RNA. RefSeq lists its product as uncharacterized. The record is from RefSeq and is a predicted model, not a curated record. The transcript has a single exon. Lineage: Eukaryota; Fungi; Ascomycota; Eurotiomycetes; Eurotiales; Aspergillaceae. The coding region runs from base 1 to 1239 and encodes 412 amino acids.